AUGUACGCAUAUCCAGAAGAAAUCAAGUGUCGGUGUUUCCUGGCGACACUGGAAGGGCAGGCUUGUGAGUGGUUUCACAAGUUACCCAAGGGGUCGAUAGAUAAGUGGGGCGACCUGGCCCACAAGUUCUUGGAGCACUUCGCAUCCAGCCGGAGACAAAAGCUCCCCUUCUCGCAUUUGCUCAAUGUGAAGAUCCAGAAGGGGGAACAGCUCCGGGAGUUCAUUAAUAGGUGGGAGAAGGAGGCUAGGGAUGUCCAAGGGGCGGACGACCAAGCCCUGAUCGCCAUGCUCCAAGCUGCACUCCCCCGAGGGGAUGUGCGUAAGGAGCUGCGACGGAAUCCUCUCUCGACCUAUCAAGAGAUGUUGGCCAGGGCGAAGUACCUGGCGCUGGAAGAGGAAGAUGAUGAGCCACCAGUCCGGAAGGAGAAGAAAAGCGGGCCACCGGUGGCAGAAGGGAAGAAAAGGAAGGAUUAUGGUAAGGGGCCGAACCCCACCGGGUAUCAUGCGAACAGGCAUCCCGUUCACGCGGUACAGUCGUUGCCGGCCCCUCCUCAUGGUCGGGAAAGCUAUGGUGUGCAAGAUGCACCCAAAUACUACGAGUACCACCGUAACAGCACCCAUAACACGUCGGAGUGCGUUACGCUAAAGAAGGAGAUGGAUCAGCUGAUCGCUAGAGGGCCACCUCCUCGGUCAGAGCGACCGUCCACAAGUAACCGGACCUAGAGGAGACCGCCAGCCCCCACGGCAGCGAUCACAGCAGGAGAGGGGCAAGAAGAUGGACGGCGGCACCUAGGGCGAGAUUGUGAUGACCU
Molecule: messenger RNA, 812 nt
Organism: Cuscuta campestris
Lineage: Eukaryota; Viridiplantae; Streptophyta; Magnoliopsida; Solanales; Convolvulaceae
Source: the annotation of a GenBank genome assembly